AUGCUGCUGGCUGACCCAAAUGUCUUUCUGGCCCCUCCUCCCAUCAAAGUUUUAGCAUACGCGGACGACACUCUUGUGGUCCUCCGGAAUCCCACAGAAUUUGAACACCUCCAAGACAUCAUCAACCAAUACAUGGCCGCAUCCAAUGCAUCUCUCAACUACAGUAAAACCCAAGCACUCUCGUUAUCCGGUAAACCACACCCACCCUGGAUUUCUUUCCUACAAGAUCAGGGUAUCACAUCAUGGCACGACCGCACUGCUACCGAACCUCUCACCUACUUAGGAUUCGCCAUAUGCUCAAGUGCCAAUCAACGCGCAACCUAUGCCCUCUCCAUCAUCUCCAAGAUUCGCGCCUAUUGCCAGCUUCACUCCGCCCGCGCAUUAACAUACCGAGGUAGGGUCACCGUCAUCAAUGCGCUCUUAUAUUCGAAACUUUGGCACGUUAUGCGCCUCUUUACAUUUUCACCCCCUGAACUCAAACAGCUCCAGCAACUCGCCGCCACCUUCAUCAACCGCGGAUCCAAAAUCGCUCGCCUCGCUUUUGAUCACCUCACCCAACCCAUCAACCAAGGGGGCUUGAAACUCCUCGAUCCAGCCACUCAAGCUAAUGCCUUACAAUGGCGGUGGCUCUACUUCCUGAUUCACCCCCCCCCCACAAGCCUCACCUUCACUUAUGCCGUCCAUUCCCAUCCUUAG
Messenger RNA from Mucor velutinosus, 696 nucleotides. RefSeq lists its product as uncharacterized. The transcript has a single exon. NCBI's taxonomy places the organism in Eukaryota, Fungi, Mucoromycota, Mucoromycetes, Mucorales, Mucoraceae. The record is from RefSeq and is a predicted model, not a curated record. The coding region runs from base 1 to 696 and encodes 231 amino acids.